AUGUUCCGAUCAUCAUCAAUCUUCAUUCUCGUCGCUGCGAUCUUCGCAUUGAUUUGCGUCGUUGCUCAAGCAAGAUCUGUGCAAUAUGGUAAGUGAGAGUUGAAAAAUAAAAGGUCGUGAGAACAUCUAAUAAUUUAUUAAUUAUAGACUUUGACGAAUUGUCGCAACAAUCCGGAUUCCCAUACGCACAAUGGGCCGAACUUCCACACAAAAGAGUUCCGUCGGCCGGUGAUAUGAUGGUUCGAUUCGGAAAACGAAGCAUUUAG
Caenorhabditis angaria is the source of this 266-nucleotide messenger RNA. The record is from the annotation of a GenBank genome assembly. NCBI's taxonomy places the organism in Eukaryota, Metazoa, Nematoda, Chromadorea, Rhabditida, Rhabditidae.